Molecule: messenger RNA, 2181 nt
Organism: Procambarus clarkii (red swamp crayfish)
Lineage: Eukaryota; Metazoa; Arthropoda; Malacostraca; Decapoda; Cambaridae
Source: RefSeq, a predicted model, not a curated record
AUGGGAUCCGGCGCGAGACUUGGAAAAACUAAUAUCUGGCCUCGUUUAUCUUCGUCUAGUGACCGCGAGAGGCAGUCUGCUGCACCCGGCACCCGCUGUCAGGCACCCGCUGUCAGGCACCCGCUGUCAGGCACCCGCUGUCAGGCACCCGCUGUCAGGCACCCGCUGUCAGGCACCCGCUGUCCGGCACCCACUGUCAGGCACCCGCUGUCCGGCACCCGCUGUCCGGCACCCGCUGUCAGGCUCCCGCUGUCAGGCACCCGCUGUCAGGCACCCGCUGUCCGGCACCCGCUGUCAGGCACCCACUGUCAGGCACCAGCUGUCCGGCACCCACUGUUAGGCACCCGCUGUCAGGCACCCGCUGUCAGGCACCCACUGUCAGGCACCCGCCGUCCGGCACCCGCUGUCAGGCUCCCGCUGUCAGGCACCCGCUGUCAGGCACCCGCUGUCCGGCACCCACUGUCAGGCACCCGCUGUCAGGCACCCGCUGUCAGGCACCCGCUGUCCGGCACCCGCUGUCCGGCACCCGCUGUCCGGCACCCGGCACCCGCUGUCCGGCACCCGCUGUCCGGCACCCGCUGUCCGGCACCCGCUGUCAGGCACCCGCUGUCAGGCACCCGCUGUCAGGCACCCGCUGUCAGGCACCCGCUGUCCGGCACCCACUGUCAGGCACCCACUGUCAGGCACCCACUGUCAGGCACCCACUGUCGGGCACCCGCUGUCCGGCACCCGCUGUCCGGCACCCGCUGUCCGGCACCCCCUGUCCGGCACCCACUGUCCGGCACCCGCUGUCAGGCACACCCGCUGUCAGGCACCCGCUGUCAGGCACCCACUGUCAGGCACCCGCUGUCAGGCACCCGCUGUCCGGCACCCACUGUCCGGCACCCGCUGUCAGGCACCCGCUGUCGGGCACCCGCUGUCAGGCACCCGCUGUCAGGCACCCACUGUCAGGCACCCACUGUCAGGCACCCGCUGUCAGGCACCCGCUGUCCGGCACCCGCUGUCCGGCACCCGCUGUCCGGCACCCACUGUCAGGCACCCACUGUCAGGCUCCCGCUGUCCGGCACCCACUGUCCGGCACCCGCUGUCCGGCACCCGCUGUCCGGCACCCGCUGUCCGGCACAACCUGUCCGGCACCCACUGUCAGGCUCCCGCUGUCCGGCACCCACUGUCCGGCACCCGCUGUCCGGCACCCGCUGUCCGGCACCCGCUGUCCGGCACCCGCUGUCAGGCACCCGCUGUCCGGCACCCACUGUCAGGCUCCCGCUGUCAGGCACCCGCUGUCAGGCACCCGCUGUCAGGCACCCGCUGUCCGGCACCCACUGUCAGGCACCCGCUGUCAGGCUCCCGCUGUCAGGCACCCGCUGUCAGGCACCCGCUGUCAGGCACCCGCUGUCAGGCACCCACUGUCAGGCACCCACUGUCAGGCACCCACUGUCAGGCACCCACUGUCAGGCACCCACUGUCCGGCACCCGCUGUCCGGCACCCACUGUCAGGCUCCCGCUGUCAGGCACCCGCUGUCAGGCACCCGCUGUCAGGCACCCGCUGUCAGGCACCCGCUGUCAGGCACCCGCUGUCAGGCACCCGCUGUCAGGCACCCGCUGUCAGGCACCCGCUGUCAGCUGUCACCCCGCUGUCAGGCACCCGCUGUCAGGCACCCGCUGUCAGGCACCCACUGUCAGGCACCCACUGUCAGGCACCCACUGUCAGGCACCCACUGUCAGGCACCCAGGAGAACAGUCACAAGUAAACGGCUGUGGGCGGGCGGGCGGCUCAGGCAGGGUGGGCGGCAUCACGAGCAGCAUAGCCGUUGUCAACCACUUCCCUCGCCGCCCAGCCCUCCCUCGCCGCCCUCCCACGCCGCCCACUGUACCCCGCCCUCCCUCGCCGCCCACUGUACCCCGCCCUCCCUCGCCGCCCACCCCCGCCCUCCCUCGCCGCCCACUGUACCCCGCCCUCCCUCGCCGCCCACUGUACCCCGCCCUCCCUCGCCGCCCACUGUACCCCGCCCUCCCUCGCCGCCCACUGUACCCCGCCCUCCCUCGCCGCCCACUGUACCCCGCCCUCCCUCGCCGCCCACUGUACCCCGCCCUCCCUCGCCGCCCACUGUACCCCGCCCUCCCUCGCCGCACUCUGUAUCCCUCCCGUCUCUCACUCACCAUUUUAAAACAGAAGGGUAA